AUGGUCCCCAAGGCCACCAAGUCCUUCCCGAACCCACCCCCAAUGUCGAGCAGUAUCCCUGCCUCGAACCUUACAGACGCCAGGCCAUACGCCGACUACACUCAGAGCGGUACCAUUGUCGUGAUUAGCCAGCCCCCAGGGCAGUCAUGCGCCGUCGUGGGGGGCAUCAUGGCGGCUCGCAUGCAGCAUCUCGGCGCAGAGGGCGUCGUAGUCGAUGGGCGCGUGAGGGACAUCACUGCUCUCAACCAGACAGGAUUGCCCAUCUGGUCCAGGGCGACAUCUGUCAUCGGGGCGGGGGCGGAGACCAAGUUCCACGCACACAACGUGCCUGUGAGGAUUGGUGAGACGGUUGUCGAGGCCGGAGACAUCAUCAUGAUAGAUCCAUUCGAGAACGGCGUGGUCGCGGUGCCACAAGGAAAGGUAGACGAGCUACUCGAGCUGCUGCCGAGGCUGAUCGAAGCCGAUGAGAAGGUAACUGCAGACGUGGGGCAGGGCGUCAGUGUAGAAGAGGCCUUCAAGAGGCACCGGACCCCCAAUUGUCGCGGAGCAUUCACAAUGGGUAUCACCGACUUCUUCACCGACGUUUGGGAGACCUUCUCCCACCCCUCGGCCGACGCCGAUCACCCCGUCCAAGGUGGCACCAGCACCAAGUCACCCGCGUCCGGCACCGACGAGGAGAGCGGCAAGGAGGCCGAAGUAAACAAGCAGGACGCAAAAUCGGGCGCCGACUCGGGAGAACAGGGACACAAGCCUUCCGAGGAGCCCGAGGACGAGGAUGAGGAGGAAGAGGAGGAGGUGCCAGACCCAAAGGAGACACUUGAGAAGGAAUGCGCUGAAUCCAAGGAGUGCCACGGUCCGAAGCACCACUACGACGAAUGCGCCCAACGGGUAACAGGCCAGAUUGAGAACAAUGGCAAGGCCGACGAGGAUUGCGUUGAGGAGUUUUUCCACCUCGCCCACUGCGCAACCCAAUGCGCCGCCCCCAAGCUCUUUGCUCAGCUCAAGUAAACCAACCUACCCUCCAGGCACACUUUCCCGUACCAGCGUAUAGAUAGUGCAUCAGGGACAGCCAUUCGAACUGCGUGCAAACGAUCAAGAUAUGAUGGAUGACUGUAAAUACCAGACUCAUGUUUAGAAAUAUCAUUGUACUUCUAUCUCUACUACCUAGCCAAAACUCAC
Molecule: messenger RNA, 1179 nt
Organism: Exserohilum turcica Et28A
Lineage: Eukaryota; Fungi; Ascomycota; Dothideomycetes; Pleosporales; Pleosporaceae
Exons: 4
Coding region: 1-1008 (335 amino acids)
Source: RefSeq, a predicted model, not a curated record